UACUCAUCAUGGGUUUAUACGUCUUUUAGAAUUUCAAGGGCCUUCAAUGAAAAUUUGGCACCAGAAUUGGGCCAAAUUUAUCAUUAAUCUCUGAUGUUCUCUAAUUUACAAAUGUAUACAUAGACGCUCAAAUAUAGUGUUUAUAUACGUUCACCAAAAACUUAUUAUAAUUGGUGCUGAAGGUUUCAUAAAUGUCUUUUAGCUUGACAAGGCCUAUUAAUUUAUUGCUAGUGAUUAUGGCUGACUAGUAGUGUCUCUCUGUAAAGCACACAAUAAAAUAAGUAUACCAAAUAAUUGGUUAAUUUGAAUUUACAAUCAACAAAACACAUGCAAAUCAAAACAACUAUGUUUAGAAAUAGAAAAUAACUUUCCUCUGUCGCUUCUUUUUGCAAUUGCCGGUACUUGGAUUUGUGCAUGCGCACACACUUUAAUACAUCUGAAUUUUUUCUUGCAUACAAUGUUUUCUGGAUUUGAACGUACGUCAAUUUUUACUAGCAAAUCGACACAACUCUUAAUACAUGAGGCCCCUGGUACGUAUAAGGUGUGUUAAGGAGUGAAGUUACUUUGCAUACCGCUAUCUGCUGUAUGGAGUUGUAACGAAAAGUUACUGCCACAGACAGUCCCGUUAUAAUGUGUUAGUGAGCAAGGGUGAACAGGUAGUGCCAAAUCCAUUUGCAGAGGUUUAAAUAUAUCAGUGGUGGGCUGCAUAAAAUAGAACAAUGUAUGGGAAACACUGGAUGUCCAUUUUUGAACACCCUCGUAUGUAACCAGAUAUUAAAGUUAAGUUAAAGUACCUAUGAUUGUCAAAUUUGUCCUCUGCAUUUGACCCAUCCCCUUGUUCACCCCCUGGGAGGUGAGGGGAGCAGUGGGCAGCAGCAGUGGCCGCGCCCGGGAAUCAUUUUUGGUGAUUUAACCCCCAAUUCCAACCCUUGAUGCUGAGUGCCAAGCAGGAAGGCAACAGGACUCCAUUUCAGACAUACUGAUAAUGUCAUCCAGUGGCUUAAUGCUAUGUCAGAGAAAGGCCUGCCAAAGAUAUUCUACCCUGAGACUACAGACAUAUAUGACAGAAAGAACAUGCCACGCUGUAUCUACUGUAUACAUGCACUAAGCCUAUACCUGUUCAAGCUGGGCCUCGCACCGCAGAUCCAGGAUCUGUACGGCAAAGUGGAUUUUACUGAGGAGGAGAUCAACAACAUGAAGAGUGAACUGGAAAAGUAUGGGAUCCAGAUGCCCGCCUUCAGCAAGAUUGGCGGAAUCCUGGCCAAUGAGCUCUCAGUGGAUGAAGCUGCAUUACACGCUGCUGUGAUUGCCAUCAACGAGGCCGUCGACCAGGGCGUCCCAGAGAGCACCAUGGCUGCCAUGCAAAAUCCCAAUGCCAUGUUGGUCAACCUGGACCGCAACUCCGCCCACCAGUAUCACAACAUAUUAUACCAGGCCAAAGGGCAGAAGGUGGCCAACUCACGCAAACGGCAAAUGGAAAAUGCAGGCGUUGAGAGAGAUAUCUACGAUGAGCUUCUCACUCAGGCCGAAAUCCAAGGAAAUGUUAACAAAGUCAAUGUGCAUAACGCCCUUAGUGCUGCUGAACGGGCUUUGCUGAGUGGGGAUGAAGAUAAGUUGUACGAGGCGCUGAAGGCCCUGGUCAUUCAAAACCUGCAGCCCCAAAACAAAGGCUGGUACUUGAAGCAACUCCAGGGUGACCGGGAAAACAAAGAACUGGCAUCUGCAGGCCAUGCACUGACUAAGGAUGAGCUGCAAGCUGGUGUGGACGUUGCUAAUGAAAUAGCAGAAGGCUCCAUGAAGAUGUUGAAGGCAGUGGAGCGCAUCAAUGCUGCCAUUAAGGGCGGUGUACCAGAGAAAACUGUGCAGGAGCUGAUGAACCCUGAUGCUCAGUUGGCUGAAGUCUACCCCAGUGCUGCUGAUCUUUACCAGAGAGAGCUGGCCAACCUGCAGCUGCAAAGUACAGAGGGCUCUCUAUCCCACCCAGAGCUUCUUGUUGCCGUUGAGAUGUUGUCUUCAGUGGUGCUGAUGAAUGAGGCCAUGGACGUUGGAGACCGAGACACAGUAUGGAAACAACUGUCCAGCUCAAUCACUGGGCUUAGUAAUGUGGAGCCUGAAUAUGCACAAAGGUACAUGGAUGAGUUGAUACGUCUUAAGGCAGCAGCCCGAGAGGAUGGUUGCGAUUAUCUCACCUGGAAUGACAUUCAAGCAUGUGUUGAUCAGGUCAACAUGACUGUGCAAGAGGAACAUGAACGUAUUGCAGCUAUUGGAUUGAUCAAUGAGUCACUGGAUGAAGGGGAUCCCAUGAAGACUUUGGCCAUGUUGCAGAAUCCGUCAGCUAAGCUUACAGCUGUAGACCCAUCUGUGGCUCAGCACUACCAUGACAAACUGCUGGAGGCCCGAAGGGAGAAGGCUCACGAGACACAAGAUCCUUCUGCUGUGCUUUGGCUUGAUGAGAUCCAGGAUGCUAUUCUGAAGGCUAACCAGGACACAAAAGACGCCUUGCUAUUCUCUCAGUCCAUACACGCCAUAAAUGAAGCGGUGGAUAGCGGUGAUGCAGCUCAGAGCCUCCCCGCUCUGCGUAACCCUGGCACAGGACUGUAUGGGGUCACUUCUGAAUGUGCGCAGACGUACCAGAAUGACUUGGCCAAAGUCAAAGAAGAGAAGAAGAAAGACGGUGAUAACGGGAGUGAUUGGGUACAGCACUGGGUGAAGGGUGGACACAACUACUUUUACAACAUGAAUACAAAGGAGGGUACCUGGGAGGAACCAGUGGGCUUCCUACAAAACAACACUCAACUCAACAAGGAAGACAUUCAGUCUGUUGUUUCGGGGGUGACGACAGCUUACAAUCGAGAGCAGCUAUGGUUGGCGAAUGAGAGUCUCAUCACCAAGCUGCAAGCCCGUUGCCGUGGCUACCUGGUGAGGAAAGCCCUAAAAGAGAGGAUGCAUUUCCUAAAAUCUCAAGAGCCAGCUGUUACACGCAUACAGGCUCAUUGGAAAGGCCACAAACAAAGGAAGGAUUUCAAUGAACGGAAGAAGUACCUGGAGGACCAUAGUGACGAUGCUGUAAAGAUCCAAUCAAUGGUUCGGAUGCAUCAAGCGCGUAAAAAAUAUAGGGAUCGUCUAAAGUACUUCAAAGAUCACAUGAAAGAUGUGGUGAAGAUUCAGGCUUUCAUCAGAGCUAACAAGGCCAGGGACGACUACAAGACUCUGAUCAGUGCUGACAAUCCUCCGAUGGCUGUCGUGAGGAAGUUUGUCCACCUGUUGGAUCACAGUGACCAGGACUUUCAGGAAGAGCUGGAUUUGAUGCGACUCCGCGAGGAGGUGGUCACUAACAUCCGCUCCAAUCAGCAACUGGAGAAUGACCUAAACUUGAUGGACAUCAAGAUCGGUCUGCUGGUGAAGAACAAGAUCACCUUGCAGGAGGUAGUGUCCCACAGCAAGAAGCUGACCAAGAAGAACAAGGGUCAGCUGUCCAACAUGAUGAUGAUGAACAAACACAGAGGAGGCCUGAAGGCCCUCAGCAAGGAGAAGAGAGUCAAACUGGAAGCUUACCAGCACCUCUUCUACCUAUUACAGACCAAUCCCACAUAUCUGGCCAAGCUGAUUUUCCAGAUGCCUCAGAAUAAAUCAACCAAAUUUAUGGAUUCUGUAAUCUUCACCCUGUACAAUUACGCCUCAAACCAGAGAGAGGAGUACCUGCUUCUCAAGCUCUUUAAGACAGCCCUGCAGGAAGAGAUCAAGUCAAAAGUUGACCAGAUUAAGGAGGUUGUCACCGGAAACCCUACUGUCAUCAAGAUGGUGGUGAGCUUCCACCGUGGAGCGCGAGGCCAGAAUGCGUUAAGACAGAUCUUGGCGCCGGUUGUCAAGGACAUCAUGGAUGACAAGACGCUGAACAUCAAGACUGACCCAGUGGACAUCUACAAGAGUUGGGUCAACCAGAUGGAAACGCAAACUGGGGAAGCCAGCAAACUACCAUAUGAUGUAACACCUGAGCAGGCAAUGGCUCAUGAAGAAGUCCGGAAUAGACUCGAGGCCUCCAUCAAGAUCAUGAAGGCGGUGACGGACAAGUUCCUUUCUGCUAUAAUCGUCUCAGCAGAUAAAAUACCAUACGGGAUGCGCUUCAUCUCUAAGGUCCUGAAGGACACCCUCCAUGAGAAGUUCCCAGAUGCUACAGAGGAUGAACUGCUUAAGAUCGUGGGGAACCUUCUGUAUUACCGUUACAUGAACCCAGCCAUUGUCGCCCCUGAUGCCUUUGACAUCAUUGAGGUGUCGGCGGGUGGCCAGCUCACCAACGAGCAGCGGCGAAACUUGGGCUCCGUUGCCAAGAUGCUGCAGCACGCUGCUUCGAACAAGAUGUUCCUUGGAGAUAACGCCCACCUGAAUCCCAUCAAUGAAUAUCUCAGCAAUUCUUAUCAGAAGUUUAGGCGCUAUUUUUUGACAGCAUGCGAUGUCCCUUCGCUUGAAGAUAAAUUUAACGUGGAUCAGUACUCUGACCUAGUCAACGUCACCAAACCGGUCAUCUACAUCUCUAUUGGAGAGAUUAUUAACACUCACACACUGCUCCUGGACCAUCAGGAUGCCAUUGCUCCAGAGCACAAUGAUCCCGUCCAUGAGCUGUUGGAGGACCUUGGAGAAGUUCCCACUGUAGAGUCCCUCAUCGGUGAAAAUCCCCUUCCUCCUGAUGACCCAAACAAAGAGCUAAUGGGCAAGACUGAGGUGUCGCUAACACUGACAAACAAGUUUGAUGUCGCUGGUGAGGCCAAUACUGAAGUAGAUGCCAAGACCCUCCUGCUCAACACCAAGAGGCUGAUUGUGGAUGUGAUCCGGUUUCAGCCUGGGGAGACUCUGACUGAGAUAUUGGACACAACAGCUGGUCCGGAGCAGGAAGCGGAGUACCAGCGUGCUAUGCAGCGGAGGGCCAUCCGAGAUGCCAAGACCCCAGAGAAGAUGAAGCAAGUCAAACCAGUGGUGGAUGACAGCCUCACAUUACAAGGGAAGAAGGAGAGGAUUAAGAGCAACCUGCAGCGGUUAUCAGAGCUUGGGAAAGUCAAUCCUGAGAAUCGCUAUCAGGACUUCAUCAAUGACAUAGCCAAGGACAUCAGAAAUCAGAGACGGUAUCGCCAACGCAGGAAAGCUGAGCUGGUAAAACUGCAGCAAACCAACACUGCCCUAAAUUCAAAGAGCAACUUUUUCAAUGUGCAGAUUGAUUCGUAUAAUCAGUAUAUUAAGACGUGCAUGGACAACCUGGCCAGCAAGGGGAAGCUGUCAAAGCCUGGAGUCAACAAGGCCAAAAAGAGUAAACAAGUUUCACAGAAAUACACUGCGUCACGCUUAUAUGAGAAGGGUGUAUUGAUUGAAAUCGAGGAUCUGCAGCCCAACCAGUUCAAGAAUGUCAUUUUCGAGAUCUCUCCAUCCGAGACAGUUGGAGUGUUUGAAGUGAAGGCCAAGUUGAUGGGGGUACACUUGGAGACAUUACAGUUAGAAUACCAGGAUCUCCUCCAGCUGCAGUACGAAGGCGUGGCGGUGAUGAAGCUCUUCGACAGGGCGACCAUCAAUGUAAACCUGCUCAUUUUCUUGCUCAACAAGAAAUUUUAUGGCAAAUAGAGAAAACAUUUUAUAAGAAUGCAACGGACUGAUUUAGCCACAAAUAUAAACCUUUUUAUGCUUGCCGAAAAAAGACCCGACCUGAACCGUUAACGGUUGUCAAAAGUUUUCUCAGUGCACUUCUCCUGUGUGCCUUAGCAAAUAUAUUUGAUAUUACGUGCAUCACCACGGGCUGGUUUUCUCACGGGACACUUACGUUCCCACAAGUGCUCGCGGGAGUAAUGUUCUGUUGCCAGCUGCUUUUAUGUCUUUAAAUAUUAUGAAUAUCAGGUGCACAGGCUUUGAUCACCCAUAAAAAUGUAUGUUUUAUGUCAAGAGAUUGUCUUUUUAUUUGCUGGUUGAUAGUUCACGACCUGACUGAUAAAGCCCUAUCAGCAUCUCUCUGCCGAGGCCAAAGUGCUAGAUAAAUAUAAUAUUAGACUUGACUCUAUCUUUUCUAUUUUUAUGUGUUAUAUUGCUUUUUUAAAUACAUUGGUAAAGUAUGCAUUCGCCAACCAUAUUUUGAAAGACUUUUCAAACUGUUUUUGCUGGGGUUUUUUUAUUGACCAAACCACUGAUGAAUCUGAAUUUAACCACCACACCUUAAACUAAGGAAGGGAUUCAUAUGGUCCCAUUUCUGGGUGGGUUUGGUGUGAGAAGAAGAGGUCUGCUGAAUAUUAUGGAACAAUUGGUUAAAGUUGGAAUUGCCACACAAUGCAUUUUAAGAUGCUUGACACUCUACUACCAACUCGUGGCUGAAGUAGACCCCCCAAACCGCUACGAAUGGGGCAUAUGAAUUCUUAUCCUACUGUAUGUGAAACACAAUAUCAGGCUUAUGCUCACAUUGAGCUGUGUAACUCUCAACAUGAUUUUAAUUUAAUUAAGCGUACAUUCAUCAAGGCCAGUGUGCAUAAAAGCCAAUGAUGAUGAUGACAUGCUCCAUAUGUCCCAUAUGUAAUUGGCUUCCUGUCUAACAUGUUUAGUGAAAAUAUUGCCAAGUAGGACAUCUUCUUGGUCAUUUCACAGAAUCAGCACCAUCUACUUGUUGUCACUCUCAAAAUAAAUGUAUUUUUUGAUAAUACGUACACUGCAGGCCAAAAGUUUGGACACACCUUUUCAUUCAAUGGGUUUUCUUUAUUUUCAUGACUAUUUACAUUGUAGAUUGUCACUGAAGGCAUCAAAACUAUGAAUGAACACAUGUGGAGUUUGUACUUAACAAAAAAAGGUGAAAUAACUGAAAACAUGUUUUAUAUUCUAGUUUCUUCAAAAUAGCCACCCUUUGCUCUGAUUACUGCUUUGCACACUCUUGGCAUUCUCUUGAUGAGCGUCAAACACACCUGUGACGUGAAAACCAUUUUAGGUGACUACCUCUUGAAGCUCAUCAAGAGAAUGCCAAGAGUGUGCGAAAAAGUUAAGUACAUAACUCCACAUGUGUUCAUUAAUAGUUUUGAUGCCUUCAGUGACAAUCUACAAUGUAAAUAGUCAUGAAAAUAAAGAAAACGCAUUGAAAUGUACAUUGAACUACCGGUACUCAAAAUAUGUAUUGGCCCAUCUCAAAAAAAUUUAUUUUCUAAGCUGAAGAUGACCCAUUUGAGCAACAUGAAUGAGUUUUUAGCAUGUAAUUAGCAAAUUAAGUAAAUAUACAGGUUAAAAUAAAAUAAAACUUAUAUCCUGCAAAGGUUUGUUUAUUGCAGCAAUUAAAUAAAUUGCUGCAAUAAUUACAAGGGCAUAGAUAUAAUAAUACAUGACAUAGAGUCAUAACAUGUGACACAAGAUAUUUCAAGCCUUCUUUUGAUUUAAUUUUGAUGGUUGUCUUACAGUUAUGAAAACCUCAAAUUAAUAAUAUCAGAAAAUGGGGUUUUCAAAAUCAUAACAAAUAAUAGCUUGACGUAUCUCACUUUGCAUGUAAUGGGUUUAUAUCAUAUAGUUUCACUUUUGAAGUUGAAUUGCUGACAUGACUGGACUUUAGCACGAUAUUGUAAUUUUUGGAGUUUCACCUGUAUGCUAAUAGCAAGUAAGCACAUUAUAGUGAUUCAACAACAAAAAGUAUAUAUUUUCUGUUAUUAUUUAUCAAUAAAUAAUAACAGGACUGUGCUGGGACUUAUUUGAAGUAUUAUCAAAUAUAAACAAAAAAAAUCACAGUGAAAUUCCUUUUGUACUUACCCUGGCCUGAAAGAUUCACUUCCUGUGGAACAAUUUACUUUCUAUUUUACAGAUAUAUAUUAUAUUAUGGAUUUUUCAAAGGGGGAUAUAAUGUGUUAGGCAAUAUGUAAACAAGGAUUGAAAUUCAUAUAUUUCACGUCAAUGUCUGAUUUUAAGAAGUGGAGACCGGCAAUAAAUGCUAUUUUCCAGUGUUAAUGCUAGCUUAAAUUCAUCUAUUUAAUUGUUUUCAUUAAAUAUGCGAUCAGACCAAAGUGCAGGAAACUUCAUUCAUACAAAAAUGCAUUUUACACUUAGUUUUAUCCUGCAUAUAUGCAUAUUAUUUCUUGCAGCUGCAAAUGCCACUAUACUAUCUAUCCUUUUAGAAGCAAUCAUUGAAGAAAAGCACAAAUGUGGCUUAAAAAUGCCUGUCAUCUUUUUUUGAUUGCUGCUCAGAACUAAAUUGCAAUAUGUUGUGCUUUUGGAAGUCCAUCCAUCCAUUUUGUUCACACUAAUUAGACAUCAAGGUUCAACACUCUUUGUUUAGUUUGCCUUUUAGAUGUGAAUUUGGCUCACAUGUGUCAAAAUAGAAUGUGUUUAUCCCAACAUGUAAAUUGGACACGUUUUCAAAUAAUAAUGAUAAUGUUGACAAAUGUGUGUUUAUUUAUAUUUUAUUUGCUGUCGGUCAUCCUUGUUAGGAAAGUUGUAUACAGACCAUGUAGGUUGAACUGAAGGAUGUUCUUCAGUAUGAACCUGUAGACGUGUCUACACGCCACAAGGUGUCCAAAGUGUCUUUUUAUUGGCUCCGGACAUAUUAAAAAAUAAUUAAUUAUUAUUGACAUGUACAAACCCCGUUUCCA
This is a messenger RNA of Entelurus aequoreus (snake pipefish), 8585 nucleotides long. RefSeq names its product IQ motif containing GTPase activating protein 1 (gene iqgap1). NCBI's taxonomy places the organism in Eukaryota, Metazoa, Chordata, Actinopteri, Syngnathiformes, Syngnathidae. Gene Ontology annotation, molecular function: calmodulin binding; actin filament binding; GTPase activator activity. Gene Ontology annotation, cellular component: cytoplasm; nucleus. The transcript is spliced from 35 exons. The record is from RefSeq and is a predicted model, not a curated record. The coding region runs from base 1009 to 5607 and encodes 1532 amino acids. Gene Ontology annotation, biological process: regulation of actin cytoskeleton organization; regulation of GTPase activity.